Molecule: messenger RNA, 1293 nt
Organism: Dendronephthya gigantea
Lineage: Eukaryota; Metazoa; Cnidaria; Anthozoa; Malacalcyonacea; Nephtheidae
Exons: 4
Coding region: 356-994 (212 amino acids)
Source: RefSeq, a predicted model, not a curated record
ACUGUGCUAAACAUUCUUGUCGUGUAAACGGGGUAUAAGGGCUGCUUUCCACGUGUUUUUCAUCACGCACGUACACACACGUAAAAUUCUAAAUUCUUUUCAAAUUUGAAAAAGCCAUGUGAAUAAAUCGAAAGAACUUCGUUUUAAGAACGCACACUCAUAAUUCUCUUAUUUCACUUUAUCCUUUGGCUUCGUAUAGUUUCCGUUUCCGCCGUUCAGUGUCAAGUAUUUUAUUUCAACCCUGUCGUGGUCUACUGAUUUAUUCAAUUUUUAUUCAGUGAUUCAGUGAUUUUGCUGUGACCACGCCAUCACGGGAUGUUUCAUUGAAUACACUUGCAGGAAAACAUUAAUAAAUAUGACGAGUAACCUUCGCUCAAAAUUUCAUUUGGUGAUCGGCCUAACGGGCACGUUAGUCUUUUGUUCGGGAGUUUUUAUACUAGCGUCAGGAAUCGUGGUAAGGGAUCUUCUCGAUGAUAUGGAGACAUUUUAUGGUUAUGGGGGUAACACUUGCCAAUAUUGGGCUGGAAUACCGACUAUCCUUACAGGGAGUAUAUUAGUCCUCGCUGUUGUCUUCAAUAGUCGCCAGUUCUUGAAAUACAUCAGUCUAUGUGCUGUUCUAAUUACGAUGGUACUAACAAUGGGAGUCAUUAUGGAGGAAUCGGUACAUGCUUCUAGCGUUAAUUACCAUUCCCGUAAAGACAGUUUUAUCUGCGGAGAUCUGGAGGAUUCUAACAUGGACAAAGAAUCGCUCCACAAACGCAAAAAAGAUUGUCUAAAUCUUAAGCUGGCAGCUCCCUGGUAUUACAUCAUGGUAUUUGCAGCAGAUAUUACUUUUGUAUUGUGUUCACUUGUGGCGCUGAUAUUGUUUAUUGACUGGGUCUUAUUUGUCGCUCCGAGAACACCGCAUAAUAAUCUCGAAAUGGCGUAUCAACUCCCUCCAGAAAGUCAAAGAGGAUAUUCUGAUUUUCAGAGACAAACAUGGUCCAAUACCUAAUAAGAAGAUUCGAAUCCAGUUUUAUCUAUACAACCAUUCGCGAUGGUGACACAACCAGUGCACUCGUAUUAAACAUUAACAAAUUUUUGUUACCCAAUGGCACGUAGGAUGUAGAUAAGAAGUCGGUUGAAAUAUUUGAAAGGUUUUAUAAUCUUUGAAUAUAAUUUUAAUAAUUUCCUAUGUAACUAUGUAACGAUUACGAAAAGAUUUAUAAUACCUGUACAUAUAUACACUGGCGGUCAAAAAAAACUGCUCAAAACAAGUUAAAAUGCUCUCAAAUUAACGUAACUGUCCCUCUA